This is a messenger RNA of Lactuca sativa (garden lettuce), 867 nucleotides long. NCBI's taxonomy places the organism in Eukaryota, Viridiplantae, Streptophyta, Magnoliopsida, Asterales, Asteraceae. The record is from RefSeq and is a predicted model, not a curated record.
AUGGCGGCUGCUAAAUUGCUGAUAGAGAAGUGGCCAAACAUGUUUUGGGCUUCUUGUGCUGCUCACAUAAUCGAUCUUAUGCUUGAAGCAAUUGGUAAAGAAGUCAAACUCCGUCGACUAGCUGAUGGAGAUGAAAAGGCAUCAAUGGCCUUCUUGUAUGCAGAACUUCAGCAAGCCAAAGAAGCUAUAAAAAUGGCUUUUAAAAAUGUGGAGAUUAACUAUCGUUCUAUCAUAGAAAUUAUUGAGACAAGAGCAAAAGGUUGGCUUGAUAGUCCACUACACAUGACAGCUUACUUGUUAAAUCCUUAUAAUUUCUAUAAAGAUCAAAGCAUAAACGAUAAUGUCAUGGUUUUAGAUGCAAUUUUCAUAUGUUUUGAAAGGUUUUUUCGUGAUGACAUUGACAAGCAAGAUCAGGUGAUAAAUAUGGAGCUCCCAAAGUACAAGGAAAAAGGAGAUUUUGGAAGAAUAUUGGCAGCAAAUGGGUGUUCCGAAAAUAGCAGUUCUUAUGAUCCAUGUACUUGGUGGAUGACUUAUGGAAAUGCAACUCCGACUUUGCAAAAGAUGUUUAAUUCCAAACUCAUCAACAAAUGGGAAAGAAAUAAGAACCAAAAUAGAGAUGUAUUGCGUUCUCUUGAUACUAGUAAGGCACAAUCGUGGAUUGUUGCUAUUAAUGAUGACGAUGAGGAAAUGGAAGAAAGUGAGGGUUUGGAGGUUGGUGGAGAAGCAAUUGAUAAUGCAAACCAACAGGCUAGAGAACUCCAUGAUGAUGAUUUUGUGUCGGAUGAAGAACAAGUGGAAUGUGAAGAAGAUUUUGAAUUUAAUUCUGAUGAAGAAGGUUUUGUGGAUAUAAAUGAAGACGGUUACUAA